Molecule: messenger RNA, 1358 nt
Organism: Plutella xylostella (diamondback moth)
Lineage: Eukaryota; Metazoa; Arthropoda; Insecta; Lepidoptera; Plutellidae
Source: RefSeq, a predicted model, not a curated record
CUCGUCGCUCAGUCUGCCCCAGCGAGUGAACGGAGGUCCACGCCAGUGUGAGCCCAACAAACUCACCAUGCUCAGCCAACUCUGCCUGCUGGCCGUGCUCGCCGCGGCGCACUGCGACGUGUCCCACCUGCCGUCCCACCAACUGGAGGCGUCCCACCAGUUGGAGUCCCACGAGAGCACGCCGCCGCCGCCGCCGCGCCCCUACGCCUUCUCCUACACGGCGGGGAGGUUCCCGGGACACAGCGACCGCCAUCAUGCUGAAGUCAGCGACGGCAGUGGGGUCGUUAGAGGCACGUACUCCUACGUGGACCCUGGGCACAAGGUGCGCCGCGUGGACUACGUGGCGGACCGCGAGGGCUUCCACCCCGUGCUGAGCCACGCGCCGCCCGAGCACCCUGUGGACAGCGACGCCGUGGCGCAGGCCAAGAUCAGACAUCAUGAGCUGUAUGAGAAGAUUGCCGCGGAGCAUGCGAGCAACCCGCAUCCGCAAGUCCCGCUCCGGCAGUCCGCAGUAGUGCUAGCAGCAACACAGCAGCACGCGUCCUUAUUCCGAGUGAUCGCCGAGCAGCACGCGCGCAUCGCCGCCGAGCGCGAGCUGCUGCAGGCCGAGCAGCAGCUGCAGGAGCUGGGGGAGGAACACUAAAGGGGGGGGGAGAGGGAUAGGGUGGAGAAUGGCUUGGGGAGGAUGGAGAGAUUGAAGAGACAGAGAAAAUGCUACUAUUUCUGCAAUUGGCUUGGCGGAUGGAGAGAUGUGAUGAUGAAAAACGCAACCAUUGCUGCUACUCAAUUUUGAGCGCGAAUUUUCAGAUAGAGAUGUAACAUGCAGCGUUGUUCAAGCACACUACUCAAUUUUAUACUUAUAGGUACCUACUUGUCACAAUUUGUUGUUAUCGUAAUACGAUGUAUUUCAAGAGUCAAAUUCAGAAGUUGAAUAAAAUUGAGGAUUGUCUGGAAAAUGUUUGUAGCUGCGUUCUUUUGCCCUUUUGAAAUUACUGGAUAGUUGACAUGAAAAUAUUCUUCUGUCUCUAAUUAUCUAAAAACUAGUAACUUUUGUGAAUUACUUCACGUGUAUAUGUACUGUAUUUAUAAAAGCUUAGAUAUAUUUGUAUUAUUCAUAUCUUAGUAUUUUAUGUAAGUAUUAGAUUAUUAUACUCGUAUUAUAAUUAGUAAAGAAUAUGUAUGUACAUUUUUAAUAUUACCUAAAGUACCAAACCAUUAUGUACCUAUGUACUUAAUACUCAAAGUUUAAGUUCUCAUGAGAAUGCCAUUGUGUUAUUUAUAAGCUAGUCGAAUGAACCGAUUUUUAUACUUUUUAUACUAAGUGUUACGCAACCUCAAUAAAUACGUAACAUAAACUU